This is a messenger RNA of Aspergillus udagawae, 1170 nucleotides long. RefSeq names its product GIY-YIG nuclease family protein. The transcript is spliced from 3 exons. The record is from RefSeq and is a predicted model, not a curated record. Lineage: Eukaryota; Fungi; Ascomycota; Eurotiomycetes; Eurotiales; Aspergillaceae. The coding region runs from base 1 to 1170 and encodes 389 amino acids.
AUGCAUGCUGAACUAAACCAGGCUCAGAAGUGCUCAGGCGCAGAAGCGAAUCCUGGUGUUUGCCUUACCCCACCUCCUUCACCAGCUACCUCGAGAAAAUCCCGAGAAGAGCAUCAAGAAGAACCCUCUUUACUAGCCCAGAGCAACCUCGUGCUCAGAACUCCUCCAGCAAGUCCCCUCAAGGGACAAGGCUUGGAGGGCAACAAAAAGAACAAAGCAGACCAGCUCUGGAUUUCAAGUCUUGAGUCAUUGAAAAACCAGUUGGGUAUUCGCCGAGGACGAUGUCGCGCUCUGACCUCAAUGGAUAAGCCUUGCAAAAACAGUGUGCUCAGGAAGGCGGCUGAGCUUGAUGAUAAGUUAGGAGGUCGGAACGUCCAGGCUAUGCAAAAGAUACUGAAAAAGAUAACCGCGCCGGAUGUGUAUUCCGACGAUACCAGACUUCAGGCGUACCUUGAAGCACUAGGGCAAUACGUCUUCUGCCCUCUUCAUAGAGAACAAGAAAAGCCAACGCACGUCAAAAAUUGGACAUCUCAAAUUCAGGCUAUCCGCCCUCUGAACAAAUUAGCCCAGUCAAUUUCAACAGACCCAGCUGCAGUUAAGAUUGUCUAUCCCAAGCAACUCAUUGAAGAUGACAUCUACGAGCAAUUAGGGUAUGACAUAUCUCCAUUCAUGCAUGCCGACCAAGGUAGUCCGAUUUCUGUCAAAUGUAUCCAGACAGCGUUGAAGCCCAAGUCAGGAUCGUCGGAGGGAUAUGUCUAUGCGUAUGAAGUCGAGGGAAACCCAGGCUUCGUGAAGAUCGGUUACACGGGCUUCACGGCUCAGAAAAGAUUCGAAGACAUUGCCUUUAUGUGCAACAGGAAGCCGAUAGGACUUUAUCCUAUCCCGAUAAACACAGGCAAUACCAUCAAAAAUCCCAAACUAGUCGAAGCCUUGUGCCACGUGCAGCUUCGAGAGCACCAAGUAACGAUAGACUGUCAUGCUUGCCUUUGCAAGCAUAAGGAAUGGUUUCGUGUCUCCCGGGAGGACGCAAUUGGCACUGUCCAGAAAUGGUCGAGUUGGAUGGAAAAAGUCGCAGCCAAGUCGGACUGGAGGGAACGGCUAGGUGAUAAAAUUGAAAAGACCCAGAAUCUGGGGCAGCUAUUGAAGCAGUUGGAAGGAGAGACUCUUUGA